GUGUAGGUGGAAAGAAACCAAAAGCUGAUUUAUUAUAGGUGAUAGUGCAUUGCCUCCAAAAACGGCAGUAUAAUGCGAUUUCUGUUAAUUGCUCAAAUAACAUAGAGCGUCGUACGUAAUUGUCUCUUCGGACUUGAAAGUACGGUAGUACCGGCUCAAAUGAUUCGACAUUUGUCACCAGUACAAAAACUACCAUCUUAUAGCGGUUUGACCGGUAAAGAUGCGGAAGUGGCAAAGAAGAAGUGCCGACUGAAAACCUCAUGGUCAAUGUCAAUUGCUGUUCUUCGUGCGAUGAGUGGGUAGUAUUCACAAUCUGUGCCACCAGUGCACUUUUCACGUAGGCAGGUCUUAAUUCUCGUUCGGGUCUCGAAAUAAUUUACAGUAGAAAGAGGUCCGACAACCGUCUAUCCCCAACGCGGGGAGAUACCGUUUUCUGAUCGCUGGAGUAUCGUCCUCAAAAUGGAUGUUAACCUGACAAUCGCUUGUUUUGGAGUGUUCAUUAUCGGUGUGUACUCCCAGUCCCCAUAUGCUGGAGGUAUGCCGAGUGGUUACGGUGGUGGUGCUGCACCACAGGCUUCCUACGGAGGAGGGUCGGGUUACGGGGGCGGUGGGGGAGGUUACGGAGGCGGGGGCGGCAGUAACUAUGGGUAUAAUCAGGGAACGGGAGUGUAUUUUAAGAAACCGGUCCCGAUCGAUGAAAAGCCGAUCUUUUUCCGAACACCUUAUUGGUUGCCGAAUAUGUACUACGGUCAUUAUGGCUACCCAUGGACUGAGUGGUUCGACGGUGGUCCACGAUACGUAAUCCCUAUUAUGAACCGAUUCCCACAUGGUGGCGGUAGCACGCAAACAUACGGUGCCGGCUACACAUACAAUACAAAUGGCACUCUGACGGAUAGCUACUCGGGAGGCACAGCAUACGGCAGCACCGACACCAGCGGGACAACCACACAGGAUCCGUUGAAUGAUGGUUUUUCGUACUAUAGGGGUAUUCCCAUGUAUCAGACCUACUAUGAAAAGUAUCUUCUACAGAAAUCUCAACAAUCAACCCCUGCACCGGCUUAACCACGCGUUGAAUAUUGUUACGUUUGAUAUGUUCGUCGUUUGUAAUUUGUAUGCAUGCCUGGUACAUGUUUUGUUGGUUAUCGGCUUCAUUUGUGAAUACUGAUUGAAGUUCAAAGACAUAAAACUGGAAACCAAAC
Molecule: messenger RNA, 1199 nt
Organism: Paramacrobiotus metropolitanus
Lineage: Eukaryota; Metazoa; Tardigrada; Eutardigrada; Parachela; Macrobiotidae
Product: ATP-dependent RNA helicase A-like
Exons: 3
Coding region: 460-1062 (200 amino acids)
Source: RefSeq, a predicted model, not a curated record